Messenger RNA from Eleginops maclovinus (Patagonian blennie), 11082 nucleotides. RefSeq names its product serine/threonine-protein kinase WNK2. Gene Ontology annotation, cellular component: cytosol; cytoplasm. Gene Ontology annotation, biological process: intracellular signal transduction; negative regulation of sodium ion transport; monoatomic ion homeostasis. Lineage: Eukaryota; Metazoa; Chordata; Actinopteri; Perciformes; Eleginopidae. The record is from RefSeq and is a predicted model, not a curated record. The transcript has 31 exons. The coding region runs from base 686 to 8806 and encodes 2706 amino acids. Gene Ontology annotation, molecular function: ATP binding; potassium channel inhibitor activity; protein serine/threonine kinase activity.
UGUGAGCCUUACCGUUGUAUUAACCUAAUGGGUAGCAAGCGAAAAACUGUUGUCCGAAUAAAUUAAUUACCGAGGGGAGGUAGUCACACAGAAAUCUCCCGUGUGUUAAAGCGGCCCUACUGGUCUUAAACUACUCGGUCCGCAUACAGCAGGCACGGUGGAGAGACUCGGCAUCGUGAGCUGCUGUAUCUGCACCCGAAGAGGAGGAUGCGAGGAUUUAAAAGGACAUAAGUACAACAUAUUCGGCUUUUUUCAUCGUCAGGAUGGGGUUUGUGAUCACUUAGUAAAGAUUGAGUUGGACCCGUAUUUGUUUGCUGCCUUUGGGGUUGCCUGUAUACGUGAAAACGUGGACACUAUGCAGAUAGGGCGUUUUAAAGUGCACCUUUAUAACGCAAUGGACAAUCGGCUAACGUUAGCGGGGGUUUUCUAACACCUGGCAGGUCCGUAUGUGUCGUGGAAAGCUAACGAGAGUGUAGCCGAGGUUGUUUGGUGGCUUUUUAAACAUAGCUCUGAUAUCGGAUGCAAUCUCGUCUAUCAUCCAUCCCUCUGUCGUUAGGGGCCUCAGCUGGCAAACUGCGUCACCGAGUGGGCGCUGCAGGUAUUCAUCUCUAGGUCUGCACGUUGGGAAGUCUAGCCAUGGCACGAAUGAACUGGAAACCAAAGUGACUGAACUUUUAAAAUCACCAUGGAGCCUAAUUCAAACUCCGAGGUCCACCAAGAACUAAAAUACCCUUCUGUAUCCAACUCUCAGCGUGAACUGGCCACGAAUAUGUAUGAGGCCAUGAGUGAUGGCAAUGUCAACCAUGUGGACUCAGCAGUGAGGGGCGUGAGUGAUCCCAGUGCAUCCAGUUAUCAGAGGAAUGUGCAUCAGAGAUUUAUCAGGAGGAGUCUGUGGUUCUCGGACGCAGACGAGCAGGCCUUUGAAGCACCUGAAUGCGAUAACCGGAAUAAGAUCCUAAACAUAAACCUGCGGACAAUAGUGGACAGGACACGGGGGACUAGUGGGAUACAGGAAGGUUCCAGCACUGAAAGUCAAGGUGGGCAUAAAGACAGUGCAACAGAGAGCGCCAGUGCAGAUGAGGAGAAGGAGAAAGGUGGAGAUUCCUUAAAUCUAACAUGCAAUGGUGGUAGUAAAGCUGCUAUCAAGGCAUCCAGUGAGGAGAACGAGGAGGAGGCGGAGAUGAAAGCAGUCUCCACAUCUCCGGGAGGAAGAUUCCUCAAAUUUGACAUAGAGCUGGGGAGAGGGUCCUUCAAGACGGUCUACAAGGGCCUGGAUACUGAGACCUGGGUGGAAGUUGCCUGGUGUGAGCUGCAGGAUCGCAAGCUGUCUAAAGUGGAACGUCAGCGCUUCAAGGAGGAGGCAGAGAUGUUGAAGGGUCUUCAACAUCCCAACAUCGUUCGUUUCUAUGACUUUUGGGAGUCGCCCCUUAAAGGGAAGAAGUGCAUUGUGUUAGUAACGGAGCUCAUGACGUCAGGAACGCUCAAAACCUAUCUGAAGCGUUUCAAGGUAAUGAAGCCAAAGGUGCUGAGGAGCUGGUGCAGACAGAUCCUGAAAGGCCUUCACUUUCUCCACACCAGGACCCCUCCCAUCAUCCAUAGGGACCUCAAAUGUGAUAACAUUUUUAUCACUGGACCUACAGGCUCUGUCAAAAUAGGAGAUUUAGGACUGGCAACACUAAAGGCAGCUUCCUUCGCUAAGAGCGUCAUAGGCACACCAGAGUUCAUGGCUCCAGAGAUGUACGAGGAACACUACGACGAGGCUGUGGAUGUGUACGCCUUCGGCAUGUGUAUGCUAGAGAUGGCCACUUCAGAGUAUCCCUACUCCGAGUGUCAGAAUGCUGCUCAGAUAUACCGCAAAGUCACUAGCGGAGUGAAGCCAGCCAGCUACAACAAGGUCGUGGAUCCUGAAAUCAAGGAGAUUAUUGGAGAGUGUAUCUGCCAAAAGAAAGAGGAACGGUACACCAUCAAGGAGCUGUUGAACCAUGCCUUCUUUGCUGAGGACACAGGUGUUCGGGUGGAGCUAGCUGAGGAGGAUGAUGGGAAAAAGGACUCCAUAGCCCUGAAACUUUGGGUGGAGGACCACAAGAAGCUGAAAGGAAAAUACAAGGAGAGUGGCGCCAUCGAGUUCACGUUUGACCUGGAGAAGGAGGUCCCUGAGGUUGUGGCACAAGAGAUGGUGGAGUCUGGCUUCUUCCACGAGAGUGAUGCUAAGACUGUGGGAAAGUCGAUCAGGGACCGUGUGGCCCUGAUCAAAUGGAGAAGAGAGAGAACAGUGUCUGCUGCGGUGGCCGCGGACCAAGCAGAGGCGGUUCACAUGGUUCAGAUGAAACCGUCUCAGGGCAUCUCCACUGGGGUUGCACAUGUAGGACAGCCUUUGCUGGAGCCAGAAGAGCCAGAGGCAGACCAGCACAACAGGCUGCGUAACCUUCCAGCCAGUGCCACCUCCGUGACAUCAGACAGCACACUGGAUAGUGGCAUGGGCUCCACCGUCUACUCAGACUCCCACAGCAGCCAGCAGAGUGUCCUCUACCAGUCCCUGCUGGAGCCUAUUACUAUGACAACGCAGCAGAGCCAGAGCGGCAGCCCUCCUCUGACAGAUCGGCAUCACUCCUGUGGAAAGGGGGAAUUAUUGGGGGCAACAUUCAGCCCAGAGCUCAGGACUUGUUUGGGAGCUACAGCCCGGAGAGGAAGUGCUCCUGUUAUUGACAGUCAUAGGGCAAACCAGAUUGCCCAACUCCAUGCCCUCAUUCAGUCACAGAGAUCUGUAAGCCCCAACCCCACUGUUCCAGAGGUCCGGCUGGAGCUCAGCCCCACUGAGCUCCACUCAGAGGCUAAGGAUGGGUUCCCCUCCCAGAAUGCUCUAUCAUUACUAUCUGUCUCUUCCCACAAUGAGUGCCGCCGCUUUAGUGACACCAGCAUCAGACCACUAUCAGAGUCCGCCGGUGAGAGCUCGACACAGCCUGUGCCGAGCGGGCGAAGACACUCCGACUUCAGCAGUCUCCUGAGUCUGACCUCUCAUCAUAAUCACCUUCUGGCAAUGCAUAGAGGCCAGUUAUGCCAGGCCUGCCUCUCUUUGCUUCUCCUAAAGUCAAGAGAAGGGACACUCCACGUUCCUUUGGUUGCCAUGCCACACCACCACUGUCCAUGUGACUUUAGACAAACCCUUAGUCAUGGACGGCUGAAAGGUUUUAGUGAUUGUUCUGAUUUGUCACUACUGCAGCAGUCGCUGUUCAAUAUAAUAAGCCGCAAAGCAGCCCCGUGUCACACCCAACACACCCAAUCCACCACGCUGCACCCCUCAGCUGCCCACAGGAUGGCCCGCAGUCACGGAGACUGCAGCCUGAAGCGCCAUCUCCUUAGUGGCACUUUGGUCGGGGACAGAGAGCCCCUCCAGGACACUGUUACCAGGGCUGUAGGAGUGGCCAGUUCAGCAGGACACCAGAAUCAACCAUCUGUACAGGGCCUGCCAACCUCCAGCACAGCAGUGCACGCACCGCAGCAGUACCUCCAGCCUGGACACAGUUACCCUGCUCCUCCAUAUGUUGGCCAACACACUGCUGCAGCCCAGGCUCACACUAGUCAAUGUUCAGUCAACCUCCAGCAUACAGCCAGUGCUGCUAUGCAACAGACUCAAGUUGGAGCAAACCUUUCAGCAUCAGCUGUGCCACAACAUGUUGCACAAAGCUACCAAGCACCCGGCCACCAACAGCAGCAGGCGACAGCAGCAAGCCUACAGACUUUCCCUUUGAAAGUCCAACAGACUUGUCAGAACUGGGUAGCCCAACCUCAACACCAGGCUCUCUCCGCUUCAGGAUAUCCUAAUCCGGUUCAGACUGCUGCUGCAGCGACAACCCUGCCAUCACAGCAGCCAGCACAAAGCUACUCUCUCACAUCUGUAGCCCCAAACAUGGCAGCCACGGCCCAGAGUCAUCCUACACAAGCUGCCAGCGCUGUCCAUGCCGCAGUCAAUCUGCCAAGUCAUCAUCCUGAUCAAAGCCCCUCCACACCAGCACUUUACAGCCAACAGAUACCCACUCAGCAAGAGCACCAACUGAACCCCCAGUCCCAUAUACAACUGACACAUGCUGGGCAGGCGUAUAUUCAGCCUCAAGUGCAGCACAGCCAAGACAUUCAGCAUACCAUACACCAACAAAUGACACCGCAGCCGAACAUUUCGCAGUCGCCUUGUCAUCAACAAGUACACACCUCAACUCUACAGAAGCACAGUCAGGACACCAUGCAGACAGCAGGUCAGCAACGGAGCCACGAUGCAUCCCAGUUCGCAAUCCAACAGAAUUACCCUGCUGCCGGUCUACCUGACGCUGUGUGUCACAGCUACACACACCCUGCCCUCGGUGCGCUGCAGCCGGAGCCCGCUGCAGGUCAGAGCCAGUACCACGCUGCUGCACAGCCAUACGGAGGACAGUUUCAACCCUAUCUUUGCAACGCUGCUUUCCUGAACCAGAACAUUUCUGCUGGUCAUAGCAUUUCACAGUUUGGACAAGUGGGGCAGAAUCUCAGCCAAUCAGCUUCAAGUGUGCAAGCCCAGGCUCUGCCUCCUCAGGCUACUGUCCACCAACAACUCCAGCCACUGCAGAUUUCUAACUCUCUACCCCCGACACACCCAUCCCAGUUUCCUUCACAAUAUCCCACAAUCCAGGUGAUGACAGCUGUGCCUCCCUGUGAAUCCUCCCUCCCUCACUCUUUCACCGUCCCUCACCCUUCAACCUCUUCCUCACUUAAUCCCAUCUUCCUUUCUACUGGACAGACUGCGACCCCCUCUGUCUCUCCGCUCUCUCCUCUGCAAAUUGAAAAUGUGUUAGUGUCACCCAUCCCCAUGUCCCUCAUACCGUCCCCCUCUCUCGUGCUGGGUAAGGUGGGACCCACCUCCCCACAGCACCAGCCAGCCUCUGUUCUGCAGCAGAGCGUUAGAUCUGAAUCUCCUCAUUCACAACCUGCAUUUAUGUCGGCACCAACCACCCACCCCAUACGCACACACACUGCCCCGUGCCAGAACACACACCCUCCCACAAAUGGCAGCGCUCAGCCUCUGAUACAGCAGGUUCCCCAGCAGGCCCAGAUCAGCCAUCAUGAGCAUGUCCCCUCUGCUCAGCACCCCCAACCUGCAGUCUUCUCCUCACCUUUGCACAAUGGUUCAGACCCAGGCACAGCCUCCACUGCCCCCAAGCUGGACAACAACAACCCCUGCCAGCUAGCCCCGCAGGCCCAGAGUCAGGUACAGAGCCAGAUUCCCGUGCUGCAGCCCUCUGACCCUCAGAGUGUGUCAUCUGGGUCUGCCAGUUCCUGUCUGACUCAGCAGAAACAACUCGGUAGUCUCACGGGAGCUGCAGGUCAGGGUCCAGCAGAGACCAACAUGGAGGAUCAAGCCACAGAGAAACACACUGGAGGACAAAGCUAUGAUAGUGUCAACUCCGAUGCCACAUCAGGAAAAGAGAUGAGUGACGGUUACGAGGGGACGUACGGAGGUAAAGGCGACGGGAAAGUCCGCAAACACCAUCGCAGGUCCACCCGCACUCGCUCUCGUCAAGAGAAGAUUAACAGGCCAAAGCUCAGCAUGCUCAAUGUGUGCAACACUGGCGACAAGAUGGUAGAGUGUCAGUUGGAAACGCAUAACCACAAAAUGGUCACUUUCAAGUUUGACCUGGAUGGAGAUGCACCGGAAGAGAUUGCCACGUACAUGGUGGAGAAUGAUUUCAUCCUGCCUUUAGAAAAAGAGAUGUUCAUUGAGCAGCUAAAGGACAUUGUGGACAAGGCUGAGGACAUGCUGAGUGAGGACACCGAGGGCGAGAGGAACUCUGACCACGGAGGCAGUCCCAAACAGAGCGAAGGCGCUGUGGGGACAGAGGGAUUGAAGGCUUCUGCACCAAGCACACCACAGCUGGUGUACCAGCAAAAUGUUCUCCACACUGGCAAGCGCUGGUUCAUCAUCUGCCCUGUGGCGGAGACGCCUAUUUUAGACAAAGAGAAGACUCCAUCCAGCACCUCUACAGCCCAGGAAAUGGAAAACUAUGCCUUGUCAUCAGUGAGGGGCAGCAGCAACACAACAGCAACGGCUACUCAAGUCGCAUCUUUAUCCUCCCAAAGCCCGUCAUCCUCCUCUUCCUCUCUGCCCCCCGCAGCUCAAGACCAAAACAUUGACAAAACCCGGAUCCAGCAGCCUCAGCCCUGUGUAACCAAACAUGCCCUCGCCCAUCACAACACACCCCUUCCUGUUGAGGAGCCUUGCAUCUCUGCGGUCUCUCUGGUAUCGGACAUUCCAUGCUGCUCCAUUGUGCCGCCCGUCUCUCUGAAUGUGAAUGCCAUCGAUAAAGGAGCAGCGAGUGGUUUAACCUCUUCACAAUCUAACCUGCCCAAUCAGAAAAACAGUCCCACCGGAGACCCGCCCCAUCAUCUGGCCUCCCUUCAGUCUGUGGUGCUGCAGCAACCCUACGCCACGCCCAUGCAGCCUGGGACAGUCACCUCCCAGCCCCAGAGUCCAGCACACCAGAACAACCAGGCGUCCAGCCUCCAGCAGCCGACAAGUGGGGGGCCGGGCGAGUCUGACAGUGAUGGACCACGCAGGGUGGAGUUUACAGACCGCACCAUCAAGACUUUGGAUGAGAAGCUGAGAAACCUGUUGUACCAGGAGCAUGCUCCAUCCCAGCCCACCGGCACGGCGUCUGACCCCCAGGCCCCCUGCCCAGAGGGAGGCGGCACACCUGUAGUGUCAGACAGCCAGAGCACGGAGGGAGCACUUACAAAGAAGAAAGGGGAUCAGCUGCCUCAGAUUCCUGAGCGGACAGAUAGUGUGGGUGCACUAAGUGACUCUGCAGAGGGAGCCACUAACAGGACGUUGGACAGAGGAGAUGGGACAACAAACUUCGUUUCAAAUAGCUCUAAAAGCCGAUUUCAAAUCAUCCCCACCCCACCGGAUGUCAUCCGUCGUUUAGAGAAAAGCAAGACUGGUUUCAGCACCUGCAGUUCCCCAGCUCCCUCUAGUGGGUCCGGAGGGUCUCACAGGCAGACCCAGGGCUCUGGCAGGAGAGAGAAGGACUGUGUUCAUGUGGGCAGAUUGAAUGUGACAGCUGCAGCUGAUGAUGAGAAAGAGGGAACAUCCAAACCCCACAGCAGUAAUCGCUACUCUGCCCCCCCAAACUUCUAUCGGGUCACCCCCACUUCCAGUCCUGACCUCACCCCACGGCACAUCCCCCGUGCCCAGACCAUCGACACUCCGACCCAUCACAGCUACCACCACGCCUCUCACCUCUACACUGACUCAGCAGAUGAAGACCGCAGUGGUGUAGCCCUUCCUCCCACCCAGCCCGCUCCCCCCGCUCAUGCUCUGUCUGAGCACAGUGGAAGCGACCUCAUGAAAAGGGCAGUAGCCUUCCUGCGGCGCACUGGCCGGAGCAAAAGUGAACAGAGCUCCGAUUCACCGAGCAGAACGCCUGUGGCAAUGAAUGGGCACGCCACCUCGCCUCCUGCCCACUCAUCCUACAUCAGCAGUGACAACGACUCUGAGUUUGAGGAUGCAGACAUGAGGAAAGAGCUGCAGAAGCUGAGAGAAAAGCACAUGAAGGAGAUUUCUGAGCUGCAGGCGUUCCAGAGGAGUGAGAUUGAGCAUCUGUACACGGAGCUGGGUAAAAUGUUGCCCCCCAAUGUUGGCUUGCUUCAUGCUGCACCCCCAACCGGCCGCAGGCGCAAGGCCGGCAAACACAAGCUGAAGGCUGGAAAACUGCUGAAUCCCAUGGUGCAGCAGCUCAAAAACAAUCUCAACACCUCCAGCGAGAGGAAAGGUGAGAGCACUGCCAGUUCUUCCAGCUCCCCGGCUAAAAGUUCCAUCUUGUCAGAUGGCUCGGCCCACUCCAGUGGCAGCUCCAGCAGUCACACCAGCGCCGCCACAGAGCAGGUCCACACCCAGCAGCCCUGCUCCCUGAAGGGCUCUUUCUCCUCGGACAACAUCUAUGCUGGGCUACACGGAGAUGGAAUGAAUAACCAAGCAGGCCCUGGCCAAGGCUGGACGGUUUACCACCAAACGUCAGAGAGAGUCACCUAUAAAUCUAGUAGCAAACCACGCACUAGAUUCCUCAGUGGACCUGUGUCUCUGUCCAUCUGGUCCACUCUGAAACGACUAUGUCUAGGCAAAGAGCGCAGUAGUAGGUCUUCUCUCCACACCACCACAGCUCAGACAGCCUCCAGUCAGACACAGCCGGCACUCACCACAGCCACACCCUCAGCAUCUCCCCAGCCAAUCACACGGCUCGCUCAGGUCCAGACCAACAACAGCAACAACAAGAGAGGCACGUUCACAGACGAUCUUCACAAGCUGGUAGACGACUGGACGAAGGAGACUGUUGCGGCAGCCAAUCAGCCGCGGCCCUCCCUCAACCAGAUCAAACAGCAGAGACGCCAGCAGGACCUGGAGGGCAAAACGCCACCCGCGGGAGCAGCUGCACAAGAGAUGAAAUGCCAUGUCGGUCCCUGCAAGUUCCAGCUGCCUCUUCCCUGCCCCCUGACUGCUGCUUUAGGCACCGGUAUGCCCUCAAACCUAGCUCCCAACUCAGCAACGCUCUCUCCUGGGUACCUUGUGCCAGCAGGCUCCUAUGGCGGGAUGGCUCCUGGUCCUCUUUACCCGCAGCAGUGGCCCGGCAUGCCGAGUCCUGUAGGGUCUGUGAGUCCUGUAGGCCUGCUUGGUGCUGCAAGAACGAUGCCCUAUGCCACAAUGGCAAACCAGGGGAUCCACGCCUACAACCUCAUGCACGAGCCCGAGAAUGGCCGCUGUCCAAAAACCACUAGGACUACCUAAUCUGCUACCUAAUAUUUGUUCAUGUGUAAGGGCACGAUAGUCCAACUCCACUCCAUUCUGCUUCAUCAGAGCCACACGUGUACAUAAUCUGAUGUUGUAAAUAACAUGACGCAAGUGUUGAAAUUCUUUCAGCAACACUUAUAUCUGUGGUUAAUUUGUGUGUGUGUGUAUGUGUAAGUUUGUGUAUACAGUAUUUGUUAAGUAUGUAUGUCUGAAUACCUAAUGCUUUUUGGCUUUGGUUUUGACUAAACUUAGCCAUACAAGACUACGUGUCUGCAGUCACAGAAAACCAACAUCACUUUACUCUUUAUUACUGCAGUUCUCCCAUUGAUUUUUGCCUUUUUCUGUGUUACAAACACUUUAAACACUACAUUGGAAUCCAAAUACCAGUGGUUUGAGAUACAGUAACCGGACAGUAUUUAUGAUGAAGAUAUUUGAAGGAAUGUAGUGCCUUGAACAUUGAUUUGUUGAUGUUUAUUUUAUCUUUUCUGUGAACAAAGCAUGUCUGUAUUCAAGUUGUUUUAUUUUAUGGUAGCUUGAGUGCAGUCUCUUUUUUUAAAUGCAUUACAGACACUUUUGUUUUGGUUUACAUAUGAAUGCCCUUGUAGAACUGCACUAUUAACACAGUAUAUGCUCUUAUUUAAAAUAAUAAAACCAUGUUUUAACCCUUGUUUACUUUACACCCUUGUGACAGAUGGAAUGCCAUAGUGGUGAGAUGAACCAAUGCCUUGCAGAAACAAACAGAUAAUGUGAGACAAAUGAGAGAAGGAAAAAAAUUACGCCAGCAGACAAAUCCACUCUUUCAGGUUAAAUGGUUCGGAGGGACACAGCCUCUUUUUGAUAGGACAACUGAUAUGUUUCACAUUACAGGAGUUGGCUGUGCUGUAGCUUCGUGCUCUAAAGAAAGGCGGUGUCCAGAGCCAUAUAUAGUGCACACAGUUCUUUAUAAAGUAUAUUUCUCUGGUAGUGUUCUGAUCAGAAUGUAGCAAUUAUUGUGAAGGCUAGAGGCUAAAAAGUGCAAUUUAACCCCUCCACAAAGCUUUGAUCGUGGCCUUGCCACAAGCCUUAUCUCUGAUGUGUGCAAAAGGAGCAAGCUGAGAGUUGAACAAAGUUAUAAAUCACAAAGCAACAGACAGACAAACUGGACACAUUUUAAACAUUACAGACCACCAAGCAAACAUGAUACUACUGCUAACAGCUCUUUCAACUAGGCUAUCCUAUUACUCAGCAUACACUUCAUGUGAAAUGUUUUGUGCAAUCACCAGUUAUGUUUUUUUAAUUAUUUGCUGUUUAAAGCUUGAUUUUUCUUUGCUGCUAUUGUCUGAGGUGAUUCCACUGUACAGUUGAGCAUAAUAUUCAUAAUAAAUGGUACUUUUAAUAUAAAGACGUCCUCAAAUGAAAUUGACAAAUGAGGCGCUAACAAAGCAGUGUUAUUGCCUUGUUUCCCAGGAUGCUUUGGAUGAGUAUUUUUUUCUUUUCUUUCAGUAAUAUAUUGCAAAAUUCAAAUGAUACAUGUUGCAGGAGAUUUGCACAACAUAUAGUCUCCCUUAAUUCUAAACUAUGUUUAAGAGUUUCCUACACUGUAUAUAGUGGGUUUCCCCACCUGUAAUUUUGUAUCACCAACAAGCAUGGCCAAUUUUUCAUGUUCCAUAAAGCAAAGAUAAACAAUAAAGCUACAAUGGUUGGAUAUUUCACAUACAUGAUACAUUCAAAAGGUUUCAGCAACCCAAUUUUGCUAAGCUGUGAAAUGUACAGUUUUCUCGUACUUUAUAUUUGUACUUUUUUUUUCUUCUGGAAUGUUAAGAUGUAGUGGUGGUGGAGGGGUUGCUUUGAUGUACAUUAUUUCAUCAAUUCGGUUGGAAUUGGACUUUUAUAGGAUAUUAUGCAGAAUCUUCUGCUUUGGUGAAAUACUUCCAACAGUAAGAGAUUUCUGUUCUCUGUCACUUGUAUCUGGUUUGUUCCACCUCCUUCGCUGCUAACUCAUGGUGAGCAGAGGAAGGAAUAACUAUUGUUGGCAUACUCACUUGGAUGCGGUGAUCAGAGGAGAGGGAGGAGGAGAAAGAGGGGAGAGUCCUGAAAAUGUGCACUCUGCCAUCUCACCUCUCUCUGUAAAACAGUGCCCCCUGGUGAUAUGCUCUGCUUGUCAAAGGCUUGUAUUCAAACAGUGGGAUUGCUUCUGCCUGCUGUAUGUCCCACUGCAUUACCCCAACCUACCCUGCUGCACUCUAAUCACAGACUGUAUGUUGGGAGAUAAAUAAAUAUUAUUUUGUGCUCGA